AUGAAUCUAGUUGUUUUUUCAGGCGGAACCGCAACUAAUAACCUGACUCCCUGUUUCUCCGAAUUAUCAAUAGCAAAAGGUUGCGAGCUAUCAUUUAUUCUCCCGAUUUCUGAUAAUGGUGGGUCUACUAGUGAGAUCCUAAGAGUUCUAGGAGGUCCCGCGAUUGGUGAUAUAAGAUCCCGAGUAGUACGACUGGUAACCGAUGACCAGGUGGAGGAGCUUUUAAGCUACAGGCUACCAAAUGAUAAAAGUAGAGCCAAACAAGAAUGGGACGAAAUUUUAGAAGGAAAUCAUCCCAUCUGGGAUAAGACACCCAUGGAGGUGAAAGAAAUCUGUAGAGCUUUCUUCAUCCAUGUCCAAUCCGAGCUGUUGAAGAGAAAAAGAACUUCAAAUCCGUUCAGGUUUGAAAAAGCUUCCAUUGGGAAUUUCUUCCUCACUGGGGCGCGACUUUUCUUAGGAUCGUUGGAUGCAUCUGUCGAAUUGAUGAUGAGAAUCGGUAGAUGUGAUCCUAAUGUUCACGUUAUCCCUUGUAUCAAUAGUAAUCAUACUCAUCAUAUAUCGGCUUUGUUAAGCAAUGGCGAUAUUAUAGCGGGGCAGUCACAGAUCUCUCACCCUUCAAAGCCUAUUGCUGCAGCUAAAGCAAGGAGUGGCUCAAUACCUAUUCUCUCCGGAAAAUCUGGUGCUAUUCAUCUGGAUAUACCUGAAGAGCGCAGCUCUUAUUCUUUCGAGGCAUCUGAGGAUGUAUACGGAAAACAAGAGGGGGAAGAAGAAGAAGAAGAGGAAGAAAGAGAGGAAGAGGAAGACGCUGAGGAGGAAGAGGAAUACGCGAAUCCUAUUUAUAUAUUACCGGAGUUGAAAAACUCUCAAUUACAUUUUGAUAAAUUGGAUGUUGAGGAAGUAUUGCCGGCUCCAAUUGAGCGAUUGUUCUAUAUAAAUCCAUACGGAGAAGAAGUCAAACCGUCAGGUAAUUCAAGGGCAAUCGCGAAGCUGAAGAAAUCAAAUAUGGUGAUAUAUUCCAUUGGUUCAUUAUUCACAAGUUUGUUGCCUAUAGCAAUUUUAGGGAAUAUUGCAGAGGCUAUAUCAAGUUCAAAAAAUAUUCACAAAGUUUUACUUAUUAAUAAUAAAUAUGAUAGAGAAACUUCGUGGCUAAAUGGGUUAGGAUACGUUCAGGUUUUUAUAGAAUCAAUGACUAGAGCAAACCGGAAGUAUAAAGAAGCAAGAGAGGGAAUCCCUGGAUCAAGCGCGCAUGAAAAAAUGUGCUGGAAGAAGUUCGUCACCGAUAUUGUCUAUUUGACUGGCAGUGAAGUAAAGAUAAACAAGAUUGAUUUUUUGAAAAAAGGUAUCAAAUGCCAUGAGAUCAACUCCGAUAAAAUAAAUAAUGAAAACCUCAUGGAGAUUUUGAAAAAAAUACACAUAACGGGAAGUUCAUGA
Messenger RNA from Zygotorulaspora mrakii, 1431 nucleotides. RefSeq lists its product as uncharacterized. Lineage: Eukaryota; Fungi; Ascomycota; Saccharomycetes; Saccharomycetales; Saccharomycetaceae. Bases 1 to 1431 code for a protein of 476 amino acids. Gene Ontology annotation, molecular function: LPPG:FO 2-phospho-L-lactate transferase activity. The record is from RefSeq and is a predicted model, not a curated record. The transcript has a single exon.